Molecule: messenger RNA, 583 nt
Organism: Cannabis sativa
Lineage: Eukaryota; Viridiplantae; Streptophyta; Magnoliopsida; Rosales; Cannabaceae
Exons: 1
Coding region: 1-378 (125 amino acids)
Source: RefSeq, a predicted model, not a curated record
AUGGUAGAAGUGUGGUGGUCCCUUUUAGCUGCCAUCCCCGCUGUUGUUGCAGGGCAAGCUUUUAGAAUGAAGAAAAAGCAUGCUGAAGAGCAGAGAUUGCAGAGUGCCCGGGGUAGGGAGAAGAAUUCUGAUGAGAUUUUUGUAUGUGAGAGGGUGUGUACAUCAAAGAGAAUGCUGAAAAAGGUUGGGGCAUUCUCAAAGGAUCCAAUCCCUGAUACCUGUGUCACUGUCUGUGGAGUAUCUGAGCUUGAAGCUUGUGCUGAUGCAUGUGCUCGCACUGUUUGCGUUAAUCAACAUCAAGUACCAAAUUGGAACGAUAUCUGCCUCCGAAGAUGCCAGAGUGAAUGUCUCAAACUCUCCGGUUCCCAUUUUCCUUAGUUCAGUUUUUGUACAACUUGAAUGACGAAAAAUGUACGGCAUCAGUAGUUUGUUGGUAGUGCUUGUUACUCUGAUAUCUGAAGCAAUUGUGCAGGUGGUUUUAUCAUCAGUCACUUUUAUGCUCCAGACAUUGACUCAAAUUAGUUUCAGUGAUUCUUUAGAGAGCUUUUCUGCAAUAUUAAGAAUUUGAAGUUUUUUGGGGAAA